CUCAAAGAUGGCGGCGAUGGCGGCUGGAGAUGAACGUGCUGCAGCUGAAGUUUUGAGAACACUUGCCAGACAAUUGAACUGUCUGAACGAAGACAGCAAAAACACGAGAAAACGAGCUCUUGAGGCAAUCAAAAAAGAAACAAUCGAUAAAGGGCUUUCAAGCGGCGUGUUACAGGAGGUUUUCCACAGUCUUCUGAAGUCUCUACUGAAAUGCCUGUCAGACCCAAUGGAGAGAUGCAGGGAGACUGCUAUUCUCAUGAUUGGAGAGUUUAUUCGUUGUGUACCUCAACCGGAGGUUUCGUUACCGUAUCUAAUGCCCUGUCUGUCGCAGCGGCUCGGUGGAAAAGAGAUCCUGGAGCCAGCAGAAGAACUUCGGCUCGCCAUGAUGGAAGUGUUGACCCUAACCGUGGAGGUGUGUGGGAAGAAACUAGUUCCAUAUCUCGACGACAUGAUUAAGAUUCUGCAGAGAACUAUUGUCGAUCCCUUUCCGGAUGUCAAAAAGGAGAGCUGCAAAUGCACUGUCAACUUUGCAAAAUGUGUACCGGAACAUUUCCACAUGCAGGCAGAAAGCUUGGUCAAGCCUCUGAUGCAGAACAUCUCUCACCAACACUCCCGGGUAAGAGUGUCAAUCAUCCAGGCCACCGGGGCCGUCAUCCAGUAUGGCAAUGGAAAGAACGUGGAUGACGUCCUGUCGCACCUUGCUCAGAGGCUGUUUGACGAUUCUCCACUGGUGAGGAAGGCUGUGACUGAGGUGGUGGGUGACUGGCUGCUCCACCUCCGGGACAGGUACUCCUACUUCCACAAGCUCAUCCCCCUCCUGCUGAGCGGCCUCAGCGACGACAUCCCGGAGAUCAGGCUGCUGGCUGCAGACUUGUGGAGACAGACUGGCUCCCAGUGGGAGCAGGAGAACCAGGACGACCUGAAGGACAAGAUGGACUUCCUCCUGGCCCCCCCCGCCCUCUACCCUGCCGGAGUGGAGCGUCCCGGGCUGGGCUGCAGGGAGCUGGUGGUGAGGAACCUGUCCCGGGUGCUGCCGGCGUUGGCGCGGGACGUGACGGACUGGCUGGCGUCGACGCGGCUGAAGACGGCCCGCCUGCUGGCCGUGCUGCUGCUGCACGCCGAGGACCACCUGACCCAGCACCUGCAGCCGCUGCUGGCCGCGCUGUACCGCGCCGCCGCCGACCCCGAGGGCGAGGUGGUCACCCACAGUCUAGCAGCCGCCAAGCUCCUGGGCACCUUCGUCAGUCCCGAGGUCUUCCUCAAGCUGCUCCUGGCCCACGUGGAGACCCCCUCCUCCUCCUCCUCCUCCCCCUGGACCCCCCUCAUGGUGCUGGGGGCCGUCCUGGAGGGAUGCUCCGCCCCCCUGCUCAGGCCACACCUCCAGCAGGUGGCUGACACGCUGGCCCAGCCGGACGUGUGCCAGGGCUCCCAGCAGGGGGUGUAUCUGGAGCAGCUGGUGGUGUGUGUGGACGUGCUGCUGACUCUGUGUGGGCCCGACUGUUCCUCCGUCAGCCUGCAGCUCCUGCAGGUGCUGCUGUCGGUCCAGAGUCUGUCCCCGGAGCCCGGCCUGGCUGACAAGGCCCAGCAGAGUGUGAGGUGUGUGUGUGGAGCGCUGGGCCUGGCCUCCUUACCGGAGCUGUACCGGCAGCACAUGCCCCAGCUGCUGGAGGGGCUGUCGGCCUCCCAGAGGGGCUGGACCAGCCUCUCGCCCCAGAGGCUGCAGCUGCAGCUACUGGCCACACAGUCAGGUCCAGUCAUAGGAGAGUUCCUGCCCCUGCUAAUGCCCCUGCUGCAGAUCCUGGUCCACCCUGACAGAGACCCAGAGAUGAGACUGCACAUCUUCACCAUGCUGUCCAAGCUGCUGCUGGACGCCACCAACACACUGGACUCCCAGGGGAGCUUCAGGGGGUAUCUGGAGGUGUUCCUGAGGGAGGUGCUGCUCCCUAACCUGGUGUGGAGAGCCGGCCGCACCGCCGCCGCCGUCCGGACCUCGGCCCUCAGCUGCCUGCUGGCCCUGCUGCAGGGCGGGGCCGUCACCCCCACACAGCUGCUGUGUGUGGAGGAGCCCCUGAGGCCCCUGCUCCUGUCGGGCCUGGAGGAGGACUCCCCUCUGGCCCGGGGCCUGGCCUGCCGCUCCCUCUCCACCCUGCUGGCCCUGCUGGGGCCCAGCCUGCACCCCGACGCCCUCCACAAGGUCUACCCCGAGCUUCUGAAGCGUCUGGAUGACAGCAGUGUGGAGGUGCGCGCCGUGGCUCUCAAAGCCCUGGGCGUGUGGCUGUCCUGCCUGGGGAAGGACUACAACUCCCAGCUCUGUAGUCCUCACCUGGAGUUCCUGUUCCAGCAGCUGCUGCUGCACCUGGACGACCCCGACAGCCACGUGCAGGACGCUGUGCUGGAGGUGCUGAAGGCAGGCAGCCCCGUGCACCCAGCUCUGCUGAAGCAGGAAGUGGAGGCCGUGAGGGACAAACAGCGCAGCCCUGCCUACUGCGACCAGCUCCUUCAGCACCUCCAGUCUCUUCCCAGGGACGAGGCGUAGACACCUGGGGCUUCGACCUGGACUCGCACGCACGCUCUCAGACACGUGUUCAGACACAAUUACAUUCAGAUUUGAUUCGGUAGGUAUACACACGCGCACACACGCAUAUUUUGAUACACACCCACACAAGCGCGUUCUUUGACAGGAACUCGGGUCACACGAACGACCGCGACGACACAACCUCUCUCUCAUCUCCCGUUUGAGGUGUCGUCGUGUGCUUUGAGAGACGGUGGAAACAUUCACUGUCAAGUAGUCAGACGACCGUGUCAGAACUGUUCAAGAUCCAGCCGUUGUGUUUCCUGGGUUUGGAUUUGUUCACCACCCAAGUUCUUGCUCUGCGCAUGUUCGAACCCCAUGCAUCAUUUUAGCAUGAUUGUUUUGCAGGAUCCUUAAUUCAAUUGUGUUCUGUGCCUUGCUUUUAUCCCCUGUAUGUUUUUGGUCAAGAAAUCUUUUUGCUAUAUAAAAAAAAAAUAUAUAU
Messenger RNA from Osmerus eperlanus (European smelt), 3014 nucleotides. It is a transcript of the gene dnaaf5, whose product is annotated as dynein axonemal assembly factor 5. The coding region runs from base 8 to 2536 and encodes 842 amino acids. Gene Ontology annotation, cellular component: cytoplasm. The record is from RefSeq and is a predicted model, not a curated record. Lineage: Eukaryota; Metazoa; Chordata; Actinopteri; Osmeriformes; Osmeridae. The transcript has 13 exons. Gene Ontology annotation, molecular function: dynein intermediate chain binding. Gene Ontology annotation, biological process: cilium movement; inner dynein arm assembly; outer dynein arm assembly.